Molecule: messenger RNA, 3181 nt
Organism: Pangasianodon hypophthalmus (striped catfish)
Lineage: Eukaryota; Metazoa; Chordata; Actinopteri; Siluriformes; Pangasiidae
Product: USP6 N-terminal-like protein
Exons: 14
Coding region: 371-2509 (712 amino acids)
Source: RefSeq, a predicted model, not a curated record
GAAUCGCUCAACUCGUAUAUGCCUGUUUUGACGAACACUGAUGGAAAUUUUCAGUCAUGUGUGGCGAUAUGUACAGCCUAAACGGAAAAGAAACAGGCUUCAUCUGAUCCAGGUUGAAUUAGUAGCAGUGUGUGGAUUAAUUUGAAUCGAUUCGCUCGGCUCGCGUUGAAGAGUCGUUUGACAGGAACCGAGUCGUUGUGAGUCACUGCGCUGACUCGUGUUGGCGUUCAGUUGUUCACAUGGAGCCAAGUUAGAAUGGAUGUGUGUCGGGUUGUCUCACUUUCUGCUUACCUGAGAUAGGAAACUAUGAAAAAAGAGUGUUUUUGUAGCUGCCUUUGGGGUGCAGAAGACCUAUCCUAAACGAUUUGAGAUGAAGAAGGACAUUGACACAUUAAUAGCUGAAGAACGAGCUGACAUCAUCUCAAAAUAUGACAAGGGCAGAACGGAGGGCGUUAACAUUAACCCUUGGGAGGAUGCCAACUAUGACGUCUACAAGUUCACGGACCGCUUUGGCUUCCUGCAUGAGAAGGAGUUGCCCACACCGAGUACAGUGGAGGAGAAGCAAAAACAUCAGGAGGUAGAAAGGGUGGAGAAAUGGCUUAAGAUGGUGAAAAACUGGAACAGGUACCAUAACAGUGAGAAGAUGAUGAAGCGUGUUUAUAAGGGGAUUCCCCUGCAGCUGCGUGGCCAGGCCUGGGCUCUCCUGCUGGAACUGGAGAAGGUGAAACAGCAAAAUGAGGGGAAAUAUGAGAAAAUGAAGGAACAAGCCAGGAACUUCUCAACAGAAAUCAAACAGAUAGACCUGGAUGUCAACAGGACUUUUAGGAAUCAUAUAAUGUUCAUGGACAGAUUUGGAGUCAAACAACAAGCCCUGUUCCAUGUGCUGGCGGCGUACUCGGUCUACAACACGGAGGUGAGCUACUGCCAGGGCAUGAGCCAGAUCGCGGCCAUUUUACUGAUGUACCUAAACGAGGAGGAUGCAUUCUGGGCCCUGUCUCAGCUUCUCACAAACCAGAAGCAUGCUAUGCAUGGAUUCUUCAUUCCUGGCUUUCCCAAACUGCUACGCUUCCAGGCUCAUCAUGACCAGAUCCUGGCUAAACUCCUUCCAAAACUCAAGAAGCACUUGGAUAAGGAGCAGAUGACUACUGGUAUAUACACAACCAAAUGGUUCCUGCAGUGUUUUAUCGACAGGACACCAUUCACGUUGACGCUGCGUCUCUGGGACAUUUACAUACUUGAAGGAGAGAAGAUUUUGCCUGCGAUGGCCUACACAGCUCUUAGAAUCCACAAAAAGCGUCUUUUGAAGAUGCCUUUGGAGGAUCUGCGAGAGUUUCUGCAGGAGAGCAUCUCUUCCUCCUUCCAGCUGAGCGAUGAUGCUGUUAUAGAGCAGCUGCAGGGCGCCAUGACUGAGCUACGAAAAAUGAAGCUGGAUCUUCCUCCUGCACCUAAAGGUGAUGAGCUCCCGAAGAAGCCUCUGGGCGUAGAGCGUCCAGUUGUGCUAACCCCUAUAACCUCUGUUCAGCCAGCCAAAGCUCCUGACCAACGCCCAGCUCAUCCUCAAACAACUAACCCCACCACACAGAAUCAGCCCCCACCUAUGCCUCCAGCCAGACCAGUAUCCCCGUACACCCAGGCACAGUGUCCAAAACUCCAAAUCUCGUAUUCAGAGCCUGAAGGCUCAGAGACUGGUGCUGCAGAGGAGAGGCUGGUUUCCUCUUCUGCACGUAAUUCUCUGUCGCCGGAGAGUAGAAAAAACAUUUUCAAGGCAGACUCGGGUGAAUGGCCUCCUCCAUACCUGCCCUCGGAGACUGAUGUAUACAGCGUGGACUCUCUGAAUCUCCCUGAACUGCCCCCACCUCCUCUGCCCUGCCUCGACCCAGAGUCAGGGGUUGACCUUUCACCCUCAGGGGAAUCGCUCCUACCAGCGCCACCCCAACUGGACCUCAUCCAGGCGGAUCUGUCUACAUCACCGUCCUCCUACAGGUCACAGCGAAACUUUGGCAAGUUCCCUGUCAAUUUUUACAUCCCGGGAUCCCCGAGUGCUCGACGGCCCUCUGAACACUCUCAUUAUGACAAUCUGUCUGAAGAAGAUGAGCAAUCUGGAGAGAAGAUUCCAGAAAAUGGGACAAACCAGGAGGACUCAGGCAUCUCUUCUCAGCCCUGGCCUGCUCCACCUAGCUUCUUUUACAUUCCUGACUCGGCUCCAGUUCCACCGCCAAAGCCCGGCACAGAACACCGUGACACUCGUGGCUGUGUGACGUCAAACUGCACAUUCCUUCGACCCACACCCGAGUUUGUGGACCCGUCGUCCACUGUUUCCUCUCCCCUGCUCUCUUACACGGCCGACAGGUCUGCACAGAACCAGAACAACACCUACAGGAAUCAACUGCAGGCUCCCAGACUGCCAAUAAAACCUGCAGCACUUUCCUCAGGACCCACACCGGUGUGUGCUGACUUUAACCGGAUGCAUGUCCCAAAUCGCCAACCGCCAAAGCCGGUGACCUUCUAGCACAGGAAACUGUGCACUCUCCUUUGUGCCAUUGCAAUAAAAAAGAACAAAAGAGGCCGUGUUGUGUGUCCAUGAUGGUUAAGAUUUUCCCAACGUCAAGCCGCUUUUUAAAUUCUUGUGUAUUAGAGUCACCUUUUAGUGCUCAAGAAUUUGUUACUCAUUUUGUGUUUAGUGAUAUCUAAUGUAGAUUAUUUUGCUUCAUUAGGGUAGCUGUGUGUUUGUGCACAUGUACAGUACAUGUGCGUGCGUGUGUGCACAUACUGUGUGUGCGUUCGUGUGUUAGUCUGUUAUAUUCUUAUGCUUUGGUUCUUAUGUUUUGUUAGGUUUUGUUCCUUUUUUUUUUUUUUUCAAAUAGUAAGUCAGUUGUCAGUAUUAAAAAUCCUGAUUUCUUACAUUUGUUUACAAUUCAAGGUAAACUAGAUUAUUAUAAGGGUGCCAUUAUUUUGUGUAUACAGUAAGCAUACACAGUAAUACUUUCAGGAUAAUCUACAUUACACACUCCUCCCCUUAGGCAUUUUGAAGGGUGUCCAGAAAAGUUUUCUCAUAAAUGGCUUGCAGAUUUAAGUUCUUACUGAAAUAUUUUGAAUAUGUGUGUACAGUGGUUGUUUAGGCAGCUUUGUGUUCUUUGUUUCAUGCAAAACUUGUCAUGUACAGUGUAAAACACAUACUUUA